AUGUCAAGGCUAGACCUGAACGAGGGCAACUCGAUGCAGAGUGGCAAAGUUCAUGGCCCUUUCUUCUUCGAAAAGCUUGUGUGCCAAACAAACCAUAUGUUAACAUCAAAGGGAGUUUUCUUCGGCAGUGACCCUCUCAAAUACUCUAUGCCACUUCUCUUGCUGCAAAUGGCAGCCAUUAUCAUCACCUCAAGGCUUCUCUUUCGCCUCCUCAAGCCCUUAAAGCAAGGCAUGAUCUCUUCUCAAGUCUUGCUCCCUGAUGGACCUCCAUUGGGGACAGGGCUCACGACAAAGCUCGAGAUGUAUGCAUCGAGUCUUAUGCUCCCGUGUUUCAUCGCCAUUAGUGGUUUGCAGACCAACUUCUUUGUGAUUGAGCAAAACCACGUGAAGAUCAUUGAAGCUGUGAUCCUCAUGAUUACCUACAUCUGCAAGUUCGUUGGAACCGCAGCUGCUUCGGCGUAUUGCAACAUAGAGAUUGGAGACUCACUUUCUUUGGCGUUUUUGAUGUGUUGCCAAGGAGUUAUCGAGAUCUACACUUCUGUCAUGUGGAGAGACGAAAAGGUAUUAAUAGCCAUGCAGAUUUAA
Molecule: messenger RNA, 585 nt
Organism: Eruca vesicaria subsp. sativa (arugula)
Lineage: Eukaryota; Viridiplantae; Streptophyta; Magnoliopsida; Brassicales; Brassicaceae
Source: the annotation of a GenBank genome assembly